CCGAUUCAACAUCGAAAUCUCAUUAGAUCGCAAAGUUCCACAAUCGAAUAUGACGAUGUCUUCCGCAAAAUGUAGUGUUUGUUCCACUCCUUCAGAGAUUGCAGUUAACCAACUGAAACCGGAGUAUCUGAAGCUGUUAAAGGAAAUGAUGACAAAUCCGUCUCCAGCGGAAACACAGGAAUAUCAUUCUCAUCUGAAAUCAAAUCUACCGGAAGAGAUGUGCAAAGAGUGCUUCACAAUGCUAGAUAAAUAUUACAGCGUUUGGCAAAGAUUUAAACGCACCCGGAAACCGAUAAAAAAUUGCUACCUGUGUGAUCGUUGGAACAACAACAUGGUGUCGGUCUUCGUCAUCGUGGAUAUGUGGAAAGUCCAAAUUUCAGUCAUGAUAUGCUAUUUAACAGGAUUGUUAUUUCGGCGUCAAGACUUCAAAGAAGAGCCGCGUAUUUGUCCUAUUUGUAUUAACGAGCUAAAUAUUGGAUACGAAUUCAAAAAACGACUAUUGAAGGCAAAUGAGUCGCUUCAAAACACAUCGGCCGAAAAUGUAUUUUUUAUAAGUGCCCCAGCACGAAAGAAGGCAAAUUUUACAAAAACGUUCGUGAACACUGUCAAGAUUAAAAAUCGGUGUGAGAAAUUAGUUCCACAAAUCACAAAUGUGUUAGCCAAAAGAAUUAUAUUGGCAACACAAACGGAAACACAAGAAAAUCAUCAAACCACGCCGGAUACAUCACUAGCAACAACAAAAUAUCCGUGGGAAAAGAUGACCUACACAUCGAAAAGAGAACCACUCCAUCUGCUGGUCGACAUGUUCGCUACCCUGGUACCCGUAUGGAAUGAAAAACAUUCCCAAAUGGUUAUUACGGCCUACCGCUGCUCGGUCUGCGGGCUACAGGAGAACAAAGUUCUAUCAAAAUGUCCUGGAUGUUUGUUGGAGAUAAGAAACAGUAGAGAUGUUCAGGAACUCAGCAAGUUGUCAGUUUGUUUCAAUGCUCCUAUUAGAGCAAGGAUUCCUGAACCAAAGCGCAAUUUUAUUGAUCUAGAAAAUAAAAACGUCUUCGAAGACGAUGAAAUUUCUAUAAUACCGGAAAUGUGGUGCAACGAAAGCUGUCCCUUAGAUCCAUUAGAUACCAAGUACGAACAGAUUUUUCAUGAACAUUCCUAUGCUCGGUGCAACUCAUCCGAUGAAAGUGUAGACGGUACAACAACUGGGGAUUUUGACAUAACGAUGCACAAAAAAACUUCGAGACAUGAUGAACAGAACAGCGGAUACGAAAUAGUUUACGAUUGUGCACAGUGUUGCUCAAGAUUCACCAAGAAAGCAGAGUAUGACAUACAUUUGCAAUUGCACGGAGAAGAAAAGUGCAACCGAUCCGAUCACUUACGGCACCUCGUGAUCAGUGGACCUGUUUUCAAAUGUACGACAACUGACUGUAUAGUUGUUUGUCGAACUCUUUCUGCAAUAGAACAACACAUCGCAAGCAAGACGACGGUCCACAUCAACUGUUUCGGUUUAAAGUUUUCUGCAGCCGGCGGCUUCCGUUACACUUGUUGCAUACCGGAUUGCACGUAUCGAUGUGUUACUUUCGCCGGAAUGACUGACCACGCUAAGGAGAACCACGUAGACCUGCUAAAUGCUAACCAAUCAUUGGUCGACAGAAAUCCGUACAGUUGUCCAGUUUGCUACACACGUUUAAGCAGUAAUGAUGUUAGUAGCGUAUUGGCUCAUAUAGCCUCUGCCAGUACAAGUUCGACACAAAGAAAAACCCAGGCAGACAGUAGGAUACAAUAUCCAGUUUCAACGUACACGACAGCGCAAGAUGAGCAGCAGAAAUGUGACGAUUGCCUGAGAGCGUUCGAUAGCGCUUAUGCCCUUCGAUGUCAUCGUAUAUCAGUGCAUACAAAGGCUAAAUGGUUUCAUUGCAGAAAAGGAUGUACACAAUCAUUCACCUGUUCUGGGCUCAGAGAAAAACACGAAAAAACCAAACACAAAAAUUUAUCACAGAUGAUAAGAAAAGCCGAUGAUCGUGAGAAUAAAUCGAGAAACGUUGAAGACACUGGAUUCGAUCACUCAAAAGUGGUUGCAAUGAAUGAAAUAAUAAUAAGUUCAGAAAGCGAAGAUGCUUCUGAUCGAGACGAUCUGCUAGAGUUUCAGGUAGAACUUGAAGAUCGAGAAGCCCAAUCUGAUAACAGUUUGAUAGAUUUGUCGAAUGGUGAAAUCGUGUCCAGUCCAGCUGAGGAAAUAUCAUACGAAAUUUUGAAAAAGAAAGAAACCGAGCCCGGUAAAAAAUACGUCAACCACGAGAUCCGAAUUUACCAAUGUUGUGUGCCGUUCUGUUCGGCUCAGUUCCUGGAGGCGGAUCAUUUGAACCAACACUUGAGCUUUUUUCACAAAAGUGACUUCGAAGUCUACGAAAAUACCUGUCAAUAUUGUGAUGGAAUCUUUGAAAACGAAUACCGUCUGUUGGAACAUUUUUCAAUUUCAAUUGUAAUGUUUGAGUGUCGUCUGAUGGCUGGUUGCGAUUUCGUCACUACAUCAAUCAUGAACAUGGUUGGGCAUUUCAAAAGAAAUGUACAUGGACGUCAACCGCACCUGGAACAAAUACCAUUCAUUCAGUUUGAUGUACCUAUUUUCAAUCCAAUCAGCAGUUGGUAUGGUCGAAUGCUUGUCCUCCAGCUGGAGGCCAAAUUUUGCUGCGGUUGUAAACGGUUUUUCCGAUUCAGUUCUGAAUUUGAAUUACACGUAAAAAAAUAUCAUCCUCGGAAAGAUAACAAACCUCUACAGUGCGACACGUGUUCAAGAGAAUUUCGUCGAGGGGAGAAUUUGGCACAACAUGAAGAAAUGCUUUCGAACGAAGUUUUCUACUACUGUAAACCAUGUCGAAUUUUGUUCUGGCACAAAGAAGAAGCACAGAAACACGAUCUGGAAGUGAAACAUUCCGACGGUCGCUUCGAUUUCCGUUCCACUGCUUGGGACGAUCGGUAUGACAUUGUUUUCGUGUGCGACCACUGUUGUCUUAUUUAUACUACAGCAGACGAGCUAGAAAAGCACCAAAAAACACAUCCUUCGGAGGAAAAUCUAAGCAAAUGUACUCGUAAAGAUCAUAAUCAUUACUCGAUCAGUGGCAAGACAUACAAAUGCAAGGUGACUGACUGCUUUUUCAUGUGCAAGGAAAUAUCCCAAAUACAAGAUCAUAUAGCGACUGAUGACAAAUACGUUCACGUUGAUGAAUUUGGCCUAAAUUUUAGUGUCAUUGAACCUAUUUACAAUAAGUGCUGUUUUGUCGAGUGUCGCCAGUCUUACGAUUCCUUAGAAAAUCUUAAAAACCACGUCAAAAAGGAUCACGCUGACCAACUAGAGGCAAACCAGCAAAAAUUUGAAGACUAUCCUUUCCAGUGUGCUGUUUGUCGGAAAGGAUCAUUUUACGAAAAAAGUCGACUUAGACAUCGAAUAAAUGUUAAUAAACGGGAAGGUGAAAGUAUUGGAAUGAGAAUUUGCUCGAGAAGGUCUAUGCUCAAUCGAUGCUGUGUUGAUAAAGGUUGUGACCAUCCUUAUGAACUGAUGGAAAAUUUAAUUCAACAUGCUAAGGAUUGUCAUGCGGAUAGGUUGGAAAAGAACCAAACUCGACAGCGAAAAAAGCCUCACCAAUGUCCAGUGUGCUUGAAAACAUACCUCGAUCCAGCUCAUUUAGCAAAACACCGAAAAGCGGUGAACAAUGGCCUUUACAAAUCUUCCCAAAAAGUCAUAUGGGAAUGCUGCUGCAUAGCGAACUGUAACCUAGCUUUCGAUAGUCGUGAAAAAUUGAUUCUCCAUGCACGACACAGUCAUCAAUCGUUCAUAGAGACGCAAUCUUUGAAAAAAAAGAAAAAAAUGCAUUGCCAGGUAUGCUUUAAAGGCUUUAACAAAAAUGGUGGUUUGACAAACCAUAGACUAAAGGCAAAUAAAAAAGCUAAAGCCUCACACAUGAAGCUACAUAGAACAUGUGAACAAAAAGUUUGUGAGGUAUGCCUAGAAACGUUCAACGGCCAAGCUGAAUUAGACAACCAUACACUAGUGCAUUCCAAGCAUUCAAAUGUUUUCCGUUGUCGAUACGGAUGUACACAGUACUUCUACGACGAAACUCUGAGACAAUAUCAUGAAAGAAAAACUCAUAACAAAUCCAAACUUGAUAAUCAACAGCCUAAUGUUAUAAAUCAAAAUGACGAUGAAGGAAUGGAUCAUGGCUCACCAGAAUAUUUAAUCGAAUAUAUUGAACAUGACAUUACAGAACCAAAUACUGAUCAAACUAGCUUCGCUGCUGAAUCCGAAAAACUCGAAGAAGAUUUUGAUGAAGAAAUCAUUAUGCACGAUCCAGUAAACUCGCAAAAUUCUAAAUAUAUCGUUAAAUUUAAGUCUCGUUUCAAAUGUUGUCUGCCAGCUUGUUCUGAUUUAUUGCCUACGCGCAAAGUGCUGCAUCGACACCUAUUCAUUUACCACCCAGAGGUAGUUUCUGACAGUACGACAAGUUGCAGUUAUUGUGGAGAAGAAUUUAACAGCGAAACAGAACUAAAUCAACAUUUCUUGGUAAACGAAACGAGAUACUAUUGCCUCACUCCCAAAUGUAAGUUUUCUACAUAUUCUGAGGCUGCCAUGCGAGACCACCAGAUUGCAAACAUCCAUCCUAAACAAUACAUUGUGUAUGAGAUGCGUGACAAAAAUCAAUUUGAAGUAACGGGUGUGUUGAACAAUACUAUAGAGAUCGUAAAACCGAAAGGAAAGUUUUGCUGUGGCUGUUCGGCCAUUUUUACAAAUGACGACGAACUGCAGCAACAUUUAGAAGAAAACCAUCCAGCUCCAAGUAGUUCUUCGAACCUAGAUCCAACAACUUUCCAGUGUGAAACUUGUAACUCACGUUUUGUGACCCGAUGUAGUUACACCAACCACCUGUCGAAGUUCGCAAAAGAUGCAUAUUUCUACUGCACAGAAUGUAGCAAAUUUUUCUGGCAGAUUAGAGAAGCCCAGUGUCAUCACGUACGAGAACACGUCGUUUCUGUCGAAGGCUUGGAUGAAGAGUUUCGUGACAGGUUCAAAGUAACCAUCGAAAAUGACCAUAGCUGUUGUAGCUGUGCUAUGAGAUUUGCUACUCGCAAAGAAUUGAUCGAGCAUCAGGAUAGCAUUCAUCUAUCAGAGAGUGCUGACCUGUGUAUCGGUGAUCGACAGUGUAAUCUUUGUAGGGAACAUUUCAGAACUUUUGAAGAAUUGGCUCUUCAUCAACAGACGAACGAUAGUGAAUUUUACCAAUGCAAGACAAACUAUUGUGUUUUCAAAACAAAGAGUUUCGAAGAAAUCAAACGGCACAUAACGGCACCCUCGAAUGCUGUGGUACACAUAGACAGCGAUGGAAAGAAAUUCAAAGCUUUGGACCAUAAUCGUCAGCAAACUGCUUGUUGCCACAAUUUUUGUAUUUACACAAAUAAUGACUAUGAGGAACUUAUAAAACACUGCUCAGAGGAGCAUUCCGCUCAGCGAGAAAUGAAUCUCAAGCAAAGUACCGGGGCAUUUACUUGUGAUCUGUGCUGCAAAUCGUUCUCCUCACAACGUAAACUUGGAGCACAUAAAAUUCAACGACGUGCUACACUUUGCAACAUUUGUAACAAAUUUAUCAGUCUUCAACAAUGGGCUCUACAUACUGAGAAAUGCACUUCGAAAACAACUGUAUCCUGCAAGCAUUGCUCAAAAAUUUUCAAUUUUAACAGUGAACUUAGAAAGCAUGCUCAAACUUGCGAAAAACGAAAAGGUAAUGUGAAAGAACCGAAAAACGCUGAACUGUGCAACAUAUGUGGUAAAAUAGUACCUUUGAAAUCGUUUGAGUAUCACAUGGCUGUGCAUACUAAUGAGCGGAAAUGGAAAUGUUCUAAAUGUCCCUUGGCGUUUAAUUCAGAAUAUCUGCUUGGACAGCACGAGAGUAAGGUGCAUUCCGACGAAAAGUCAUGUGUGUGUAGAUUCGGAUGCGGUAAACGAUACAAGUAUAGCAGCGAUCUAGGUCGUCACGAAAAACUGGUCCACCUUGGAAUCAAGCCAUUUAAAUGCGUGGAUUGUCAAGAGACUUUCGUGAGAGAUCGUGAUCUACGAUUGCAUCGGCGCAAACAUACCGGUAUAAAAUUGUUUCCCUGCGCUCAAUGUGGGGACAGUUUCGACGUGAAAAGUCAAUAUGAUCAACACGUUCAACAGUGUGGUUCAGAAAAAACUCUCAACGCCCAAUAAAAAUAUUUCCCAACAUCUACGAACGGGUUCCCAGCCUACGUGUAACGACAAAUGGAAUGCAAUGAACGAAAUUUUAUACUCUUUUCAAGUGUUGGUACUUCAAAGCUUCUUAGAUGUUUGAGAAAUGUAAAUGUAAAUUAUUAAAAACUAUGAAUAGCUCAUCACUCUGUUGGAUGACAUCGAACGCCAUCAUUAUUCACUUCCGUUGGGGCCGAUUCAAACCAAUCAGUUUUGUUCGCAGCAGUAAGUUAUCGGUUAAUUUUCGUACAAAACUUUGAAAUAAGU
Messenger RNA from Uranotaenia lowii, 6523 nucleotides. RefSeq lists its product as uncharacterized. The transcript has 11 exons. Bases 50 to 6238 code for a protein of 2062 amino acids. Gene Ontology annotation, cellular component: nucleus. Gene Ontology annotation, molecular function: zinc ion binding; DNA-binding transcription factor activity, RNA polymerase II-specific; RNA polymerase II transcription regulatory region sequence-specific DNA binding. Lineage: Eukaryota; Metazoa; Arthropoda; Insecta; Diptera; Culicidae. The record is from RefSeq and is a predicted model, not a curated record. Gene Ontology annotation, biological process: regulation of transcription by RNA polymerase II.